ACGGUGAGUUUGGUGAAAUGGGAAUCGAAAGCUUGACGAAGAGUUCGAUGGAGAAGACAAGGGAGGCUUUUGGGUUGACGAAAGAGGAAUCGGAGGCUGUAUCGCAACUCACAAUUCACCCUCGACAAGCAAAUUCCGGUCCGAGCUUCUACGAGGCCUUCGCCCUCGGGGGUAUUCGUGUCGAUCGAGUGGAGCCUGGUUUCGUUGCUUGUACCUUCAAGGUUCCCCCACGCCUCACUGAUGCAAGUGGAAAUUUGUCCUCAGGUGCUAUUGCGGGUUUAGUGGAUGAGGUUGGAGCAGCUGCGAUUCAUAUUGAAGGUCUUCCAAUUGAAGUAUCAGUGGACAUGUCGAUUGCUUACCUCUCAGCUGCCAGGGCUGAUGAUGAAUUGGAGGUUACCUCUAAGGCUUUGGGGCAUAAGGGAGGCUAUUUUGGAACAAUUGUUCAACUGAAAAACAAAGCAACUGGAGAAAUUGUUGCUGAAGGUCGGCAUUCAUUGUACGGUAAAGCUCGAAGCAAAAUCUGAUGCCACUCACUGUGGUACAUGAGUAUAAUCAUCAAAUCCUGCGGGGGGUAACACUUCUUCCAUGUUCCACUUUUGUACAUUAAGCACUUAAUUUGCUAUGUCUUUGUACUCUCUUUCAACGAAAUAAUAUUUCAUUUACGGUA
Messenger RNA from Telopea speciosissima, 667 nucleotides. RefSeq names its product acyl-coenzyme A thioesterase 13. Bases 18 to 524 code for a protein of 168 amino acids. NCBI's taxonomy places the organism in Eukaryota, Viridiplantae, Streptophyta, Magnoliopsida, Proteales, Proteaceae. Gene Ontology annotation, molecular function: fatty acyl-CoA hydrolase activity. The record is from RefSeq and is a predicted model, not a curated record. The transcript has 3 exons.